CGGCAAUUUGGUCGCUCAAUUCUAUUGUUUCGAAGAUGUAACCAUUCCCGUCGGAUCUUCAUACGGUCUCUCAUCCGACGCACUCAUCGUAAAAGUAUUCCAGGCUCCGCACCUCGGUCCAGGCUCGCCUACAGAUCCGAGGAAAGCUUUCCGUAUCUAUCGUCUCAUUGCGAGGCGGGCGGAGGUAGGAAUGGAGAAGGGGAAAGGCGUUGCACGGCGAUGGGCGGUGGAAUUCGCCGACAACUCUUCAUAUUCCUUGCCUUCUGACAUCCCAGAUCCCCUCGGUUUCACCCGAUCUUCUUCUGAUCCCGAUGAUGCAAAUGCCAGCCGGCAGAAGAAGGACGCUGAAGCGGCUUGGAAGGCGCAGAAAGCUUGGGAAGUGGCUCAAGCCCCUUUCAAGAACUUGUUAAUGAUGGGGUUUAUGAUGUGGAUGGCUGGAAGUACAGUUCAUUUAUUCAGUAUUGGUAUCACCUUCUCGGCCCUUUGGCAACCAAUAAGUGCUCUUCAAGGAGUUGGAAAAGUUUUCGAACCUUACAAGGAUCCAAGGGUGGAUACUCUUGCACCCAAAUUGCUCUUUAUUGCCCUUAACUUGGCUGCGAUGGCAUUGGGUGUCUGGAAACUGAACUCAUUGGGUCUUCUCCCUACACACGCAUCGGACUGGGUUUCUUCACUACCUACUGCUCCAGAAGUUGAAUAUUCUAGCGGGGGACUUCCUUUCCACUAAUGCGCUUCUUCAUCCUUGGCUUUGUUUGACGCUAACAUGGAUUCUCAUGGCGUAGCGGAAAUUUUUCUGUCAGUCCCAGAUUUUUUAUUCAGUCAUGUGAAAUGUGAUGAACUUCAUAUAUUGCCCUGUUUGAGGGCUUAAAGACUUAUUGAACAUUGUAUUAGAGCUUGGUUACCAAGUGUUUUAGAUUUUUGGCUUAAACUUCAUUGAGUCUAGAAAUUUCUGUUAACAAUGUGAUUUUUCGUUGAUUGUCUACAUUUUUAUGUUUGCCACAUAGAUACAAUGUGUUUCUUGAUGGGGUCA
Zingiber officinale is the source of this 1027-nucleotide messenger RNA. Its product is annotated as ER membrane protein complex subunit 4-like. The record is from RefSeq and is a predicted model, not a curated record. The coding region runs from base 191 to 724 and encodes 177 amino acids. NCBI's taxonomy places the organism in Eukaryota, Viridiplantae, Streptophyta, Magnoliopsida, Zingiberales, Zingiberaceae. The transcript has 6 exons. Gene Ontology annotation, biological process: protein folding in endoplasmic reticulum. Gene Ontology annotation, cellular component: EMC complex.